Molecule: messenger RNA, 3586 nt
Organism: Anneissia japonica
Lineage: Eukaryota; Metazoa; Echinodermata; Crinoidea; Comatulida; Comatulidae
Product: ubiquitin-conjugating enzyme E2 2
Exons: 6
Coding region: 351-794 (147 amino acids)
Biological process (GO): protein polyubiquitination; ubiquitin-dependent protein catabolic process
Cellular component (GO): nucleus
Molecular function (GO): ubiquitin conjugating enzyme activity
Source: RefSeq, a predicted model, not a curated record
GAGACAUCAUCGGUCCGGCUAGUGUAAUAUAGUUGUUGUGUAGGUUGGCCAAGUCAAUGCGCUUGUAAUUUUUGUUUCUAGAUCCUACUAGCCAGUGUAAUUUGUUUAUUAAAAAUACAGAAAUAACACAGACCGGGAACUAUUCUUCUUUAUAGAUAUAAAAGCGAGAAUAUGUUGUUGUAGCUGCCUCUGUUUUUUUUUCCCCAAAGUAACAGAAGGAAUCAGUCAGCUAAGCAGAUUGAAUACUGUUCGAAGACUAUAGUAUCAUCCAGCAGCAGCAACAAAACAAUAUUUUUGUGUCGACGCAAGGCGAGGCGGUUACAGAUAAUAAGACAAAAGCUUAGCAAAGAAUGGCUUUGAAAAGGUUACAUAAGGAGUUACAAGAUCUUGGUAGAGAUCCUCCAGCACAGUGUUCAGCAGGACCAGUCGGGGAAGAUAUGUUUCAUUGGCAAGCUACAAUAAUGGGUCCGCCCGAGAGUCCUUAUCAAGGUGGUGUGUUCUUUUUAACUAUACAUUUCCCAGCUGACUACCCAUUCAAACCACCUAAGGUGGCAUUUACAACAAAAAUCUAUCACCCAAAUAUAAAUUCAAAUGGUAGUAUUUGUCUGGACAUCCUGCGGUCUCAGUGGUCACCAGCAUUGACCAUCUCUAAAGUUUUGCUGUCAAUAUGUUCCUUACUAAACGACCCAAAUCCAGACGACCCACUUGUACCAGAUAUUGCCCGCGUGUUCAAGACAAACCGGGACAAAUACAAGUCUACAGCAAAAGAAUGGACUCAAAAGUAUGCAACAUAAAGGCAGACAAACAAGACAUAACGAUGGAGAUAAAAAAAUACAAAUAUAGAGUACAAGGUCGCUGACAUCACAACAGCAUGUGACACCCUUUUGUUACUGAGCAACGCUCCCAAGCGUUCAAUAGGGCUGAGUACCUCCUCAACUAAACUAGAGUUUACAUAUCUUUUUCAUUGACAUAACUUUACAACAUUAUAUUACAUAGAAUAACUAUGCUGAGUUUUUAUUAGGCUUGUAAUUUAGGUUCUAAUACAUUCUAUUGAAAAAGCUGUGAUAAUCUGUAGUAGACUGUGGAGGUGCUCAAGAUUAACGACCGCUUAGUAAAUUAGGUAGUUUCUAAGUAACAAAAUGGUGUCACAUGACAUGGCAACAUUAUAGUAUUCUAUACACCUAAAGCGGUUUGCCAAGCUAAGUUUUGAGUGUAAAAAUUCACACACAACUUGUAUAUCAUUAUUCUCAAUUCUGCCUCAUUUUGUUUUAAAAGGUGGAUAUCGAUGAGAAGGUGUUAGGAAAAUGGCAGGGGAGUGGGGUGGAUGUUACUUUGGAGAUUUUAAAAAAUCACUGACUACAUAAAAUGUGGUAUACUAUCCAGAAAUAGUAGGUUGAAGUUCUUUGUAACAAGUAGUUGAGUAGUAGAUACUUAUCAUAUUCAAACUCGCAUGCUCCUCUUCUAUUGAUUAAAAAAAUUAUAAUCAAUAUGUGCGCCAAUUUUUUUAUUUCUAACAAAUGUCACAUACCGUGUGUUUUUAAAUUGUAGAUAAACAAGCUCAUGUGAGAUUUUGAUAUUCUAACUUAGAUUUUCUUGAUUAAGUUGCUGACAAAGCAUUGCCAGGAAAUUUUUAAUAUUUUUCGCUUUCAGUACUGUUUUUAUUUAACUAAAUUUCUAAGCAAGUCAAUUUUAUUUUUACCUUAGUAGAGCCCUGAAAUAAUUGUGAAUCAGUAAAGCUCAUAUUACGGUUUGGAAUCAGGAAACUGGUUUCUAAUAAUAUUGUAAAAGACGAAAAUGAUUGGGUAUAUACUUUACUAAUUAACUUGUGCUAAAAAUUUGAACAAAAUAGUAGUACCCAAUUCAGCUAUUUCACACAGAUAUAGACAUGAUUAAUAUGCUUAUAAUGUAUGCUAUAUGGUUGCAUAUACCUGAACAUAUAGUACCAUACUAUUCACUUGCUCUUGCUAUUCCAUAUUGAUAGGCAACACUGGUGUAUACCUGCACAGGCUAUUCACACGUCACCGUCCAUUCCAUCAGGUAGUACUUCAUACACCUGCACAUCUACAUACACCUGUCAUUUCAACAGGUAGGACUCAUCACCUGCCAUAUCCACAGGUAACACUUUCUGUAUGUGAGGUGGCAAACCUAUUCAUUCACCAGCACAUUGGCAUUUCAACUAGUGGUACAGCACUUGUAUUCAUCUGGUAUGUCAUUGCAGCAGGCCUUCUCUUAUAUUUCUGCACAUGCCAUUUCAUAAGGUGGUACUGUUGCACCUGUACACACCUUUUCAGGUACACCUUCCCAUGCCAUUUCAACAGGUAGCAUUUAUAUAUUAUACCGGCAUACUCCUACACACACCAUUUAACUAGGUAGUACUUUUGUAUUUGCACACACUCUUUGACAUACACCAGUACGUACCUCAACAAAAUUUAUACCAGUGCAAGAUUUUACAUGCACAAAUUUGUACUCGGAAUAUUCUCAAUCUGAAAUAAUUAGUAGUUGGUACCAGGGAUGCCGAGAAAGGAAGGGGUACACCGAUAUUCUUGAUUGUGUCUGGUUACGGUUCAUUAAUAUGCAAAUACUUGUGCCUGGCUAAUCCUGCUUGUCUGAACACCCAGCAAAGUUAGGGCGGGCUUAACCUUGAGCCAGGCUCAACUCCAAGUCUAAACGUAGCUUAAGUGGGUUUGGUUGGUUCACAGUUUAUGUUAUUCUGGAAGAUCUGUUUGUGUAUUUUUUGUUCUUUUCCUUAGGAGCCUCAAUACCUGAUUGCAGUGGAUAUACAUGAUUAAAUGUACAAACCAGGCUUACCCAUUGUGCAAGUAAAAAUGAUACAAAAUUGAUUUAAAAAAAUUACUUUUGGCAAAAUUGUUUUUCCCAAGGUUCUAAAAUUCUACCUUCAUUUUCCCCAGGGUACUCUCUUGGCACCCCUGAUGCACAUUACAUGGGUUUAGGUCCUCUUUUAACUUAAUGUUAUUGUGAAAGUGUGAAUCCCUUAAAUAAUGGGGGAAAAUGCUUUGAUUAUUUUAUGCAUUAAUUCCAGACAUACUUUAAAAGAUAUGUAUUCUUGAAGUGUAAUUUGUGUAACAAAAGAUGAGAAACAAAAUGUUGUUACUUAUCUACUGUAUGUAUCCAGGUAGUUUAGAGUGAAGUGAUGUAGGAAAGCUUAAGCAUUUUCAAUUUUUCUGUGAUUUACAGUAAUAACAUUAUUAAUAAAAUAAUUUUAAAGCAGAGAUAUGUUUCUUUUAGGGUACAAUUUCCACUAUGUUUUCGCGACUUGAAAUAAGUUGGUGUGGAUAUAACACCACAAACAUCACAACUCAGAUGAGUUUUUACUGUAGUACUGUACUUGUUAGUUUGUUACAAUACUUGUUUAUAUCCAUGGACCCUUAGCGGUUGGUUGUUCUUAAUUACUACUGAACAGCGUUAAUUGCCCUACAUGAGCUGAAUUGUAGGAUAUUUGACCUUUUAUCCAAGAUGCAUAUAUUAGUACAGUGUACUGUAAUUCUCUUUUUAGCUGUUUAUAUGGAUUUAAUUCUCCAUUUUCUGUGUGUUCAGUUAUAUACAAUAAAUGACAGCAUACAUUGUU